This is a messenger RNA of Macadamia integrifolia, 441 nucleotides long. RefSeq names its product 40S ribosomal protein S29-like. Gene Ontology annotation, cellular component: ribosome; cytosolic small ribosomal subunit. NCBI's taxonomy places the organism in Eukaryota, Viridiplantae, Streptophyta, Magnoliopsida, Proteales, Proteaceae. The record is from RefSeq and is a predicted model, not a curated record. The transcript is spliced from 3 exons. Gene Ontology annotation, biological process: translation. The coding region runs from base 98 to 268 and encodes 56 amino acids. Gene Ontology annotation, molecular function: structural constituent of ribosome; zinc ion binding.
UAGUUCGCCCCUGCUUUUAGUCUACUUCAUUCUCCGAUUUGGUUUUCUCUGUGAGCAAAUAGCUGCUGCGAAUUAGGGUUUCGGUGAGAGCGGAACAAUGGGGCACACGAAUGUAUGGAACUCCCAUCCCAAGACCUACGGCCCUGGAUCUCGUACCUGCCGAGUGUGCGGGAAUCCUCAUGGGUUGAUCCGGAAGUAUGGACUGAUGUGUUGCAGGCAGUGCUUCCGCAGCAACGCCAAGGAAAUUGGAUUCAUUAAGUACCGUUGAUGAAUGAAUCGCUGGCUUUGUUUUGGGUUUUCAUAGCGAGUCUUUGAAUUUGGAGUAGCAGUAGUUUUUCUACUUCUUUAUUUAGUGAAGAUGAUGCGAUUCCUGACUGUUGAACCAAGAAAUUUUGUUUUCACAUAAUUAUUUUGCAUUGGAAUAUAUCCCUUUUUGAGUAA